Messenger RNA from Sycon ciliatum, 2079 nucleotides. RefSeq lists its product as uncharacterized. NCBI's taxonomy places the organism in Eukaryota, Metazoa, Porifera, Calcarea, Leucosolenida, Sycettidae. The record is from RefSeq and is a predicted model, not a curated record. The coding region runs from base 399 to 1472 and encodes 357 amino acids. The transcript has 2 exons.
UGAAAGCUCACAAUGUGCGCACUCGGUCGAUCUGCUAACCUUUUGUUUUAUAUCCAGCUGCAGUUGCCCGUUAUAUUUCAUUCGUCUUAGCUUUUACUUGAAGUUGACCAUCUAGUUUGAAGUCAUCAUUUGCCCAACCGGUAAUCAGAGAGGUUUUUUCAAGUGUUCACUGUUCGCAGUCGGUUGAGAGAACACGUCGUAUAAGGAAAAGCACACAGGACAAUCUCUCCAGGCUGCUUCGUUUGGUUUUGUUUCUCAGCUGCUUUAUGCUAGAACGGAGAAGCUGAAUUUGUCCGUAUUCCGGCAAGAGAAGUAAGCUUCCAGGAACUCGUACGGUGGUCAGUUACAUCGAUCCUACUCAUCGCAAGGAUUCGCAGUUCAAACGUGUUUAUAAAAAGAUGAGGCCGUCCACAACAGAGGCAAUCCGGAGCGUAGCCGAAAGCCCCCAGUAUUGCUGCUGUCCUCAGAGCGAUAUCGGCAGUGUCCGAAGUCAAGACCUUGUGUUCAUGUGCGGCGCGGAAGUGACGACCACGGUCCCCAGAUCUACACCUUCCACGAGCGGGGACGAGAACUUUGACCUCCUGGACUACACCCCGCAGGCACAGUGCCCGUCACCAGAAGUUGCAAGCGACGGAAGCGGCGGGGUCAAUCCGUGCACCAGAGGCGAAAUCACGUUGGUGCGGAGACCCAGCAAGCUCAGCCUGGGUGGUUUGAGCUUGUCGGCAAGCGGUCGUUCGCAUUCGUUCGCGUUCAGCCCGGAUCUGCGCAGGCGACCGGAGUCGUCGCAUCGGCAGCGCAGCCAGAGCGACGUUAUCCACAUGGCCACAUUGGCAGCAAGAGAGAUGCGGCGAACAAUGGAGGCGACGCAAGAAAUGGAACGCACUUUACAAGCCAGUAUUGGUGAGCUUGACGAAGCCCUGUCCCGUCUCAAGGUUGUCACGUCUGGCAAGCAGCGGGCUUGUUCGAUGCGCGUUGCAAACGCGUCGUCGAACAGCGGACAUCGGCUGAAGAUGGCGCGCAGCGCGCGCAGCGACAGUGUGCAGGACGAGCCCGAUACACCGCUGGAUCGUCCGCUCACCACAGAGCCCAGGCAUUUCUUCAGUACCUCGUCGUCGUUGGCACAGCACAGCGAGGACCUGGCAACGCCGUCGAGCAGCAUUCACACCUGUCUUCUCCUGCAGUCGCCGCUCUGGCGGAAGGACAGCUUUCUGGAAGAGCUCUCCGACUCAAUGGACCACAACUUCAUUCACCACAGCCGCGAGCAUGACAGCGGAGUUGCCGCUGAUUUAGACUCUGAAUCGGUGUCUGCAUUUGCUGGUCUGAUCGAGGAUUUGGACAGCGAUGAUGAUGAGACGGACUCCUCGCUUCCUCGCCUCGUUGUCCUAACAAAUAGAGAUCGGUCUCAGGUGUAUUCACUGAGUUUGGACGACUUCAGGCACUGGCUUUUCUCACAGCAAGAGUCAUGGUGUUAAACUACAUGUAGUUGCUGGCAGAAAGAGGUUUACCAAUGCUCACACAAACACUAGUAUAGUUGUUAUUUUCCCUGGACACAUUGAAACCAGAGGCGAUAACUACUGAUGUCAUUCUCCUGAACUCGAAUUAGUGUCAUUUUACUGCACGGCGAUGUCAUUCUAUUGCAGAGUGGUGCUAUUUCCGUGACUGCAGGGUGAUGUCAUUCUAUUGCAGAGUGGUGUCAUUUCACUGCAGGGUCACUUUGCUGGAGAUUGCUGCUUUUCCGUUUAGUUGAGACUUGAAGUGAAAAUCACUGCGAAAGCAUACAGUUUAUAUUAUGAUUCCAUUCACAGCACUUACACACUUCAAAUUUCUCUUUCACACUCCAAAUUUUCUCUUAUGCCCUCUAAAUGUAUCUUCCACACUCCAAAUUUUCCUGCGCACGCCUGAUCACUGCGUAAAUAGGCUGAUAUCCGAGUCACUGCUGAGAAUAUCAGAUGUUGAAUGUGCCACCCCAUCUUGAUAACUGCAUAACAAUGCAAGAUAGUGAUAUUUGCAGCGUUCGUGAAUGGCGCUCUCUUGACAAUCAUGAUAAGAUUCCCCAGAACCGUUCAGAUGAGUACUUUA